AGGGAUAAAAGGCUUUGCUGGCGUGUCCAGGAAGGACGCCACCCUGCCUGUUUCACACUUGCGAGGAGCCUGGUAGGCAUCUGCUCUCACAUCCAGAGGAGCCUGUGGCCCCCACCUCCCAGCUCUGGCCUCUCACUUUGUUCUGCCCCCAUGUCACCGAGGGUCUGGGCCUCGGCGUGAGUGGCACUACUGUCCCUGAAUCUGCAUCUGCUCCUGCCUCCUCCACCUGCUCUUUAAAUUCGUUAGAGCUGGGCUCGCAGCUCCAGGAUGCUCCUUCUACUGACCUUACUGCAAGCCUUGGCUCUAGCCAUUGCCCAGAGUCAAGGAGAUCAUAAAAUUAUUGGUGGCUACACGUGUAUCCAGAACUCCCAGCCGUGGCAAGUGGCCCUGCUAGCAGGUCCUGGGCGUCGCUUCGUGUGUGGCGGGGUCCUGCUGUCAGACAAGUGGGUCAUCACUGCUGCUCACUGUGCCCGCCCGAUUCUUCACGCCGCCCUGGGCAAGCACAACCUAAGAAGGUGGGAAGCCACUCAGCAGGUGGUGCGUGUGGGGCGCCAGGUGCCACACCCCCAGUACCAACCCCGGGCCCAUAACAAUGACUUGAUGCUGCUGCAGCUGCAGAAGAGAGUGCGGCUGGGCCGAGCGGUGAGGACCAUCGGUGUGGCCAGGCUCUGUGCCAGCCCAGGGACUCCCUGCCGGGUGUCGGGCUGGGGGACCACAGCCAGCCCGGUUGCCAGGUACCCCAAUGCUCUGCAGUGUGUGAACGUCAACAUCAUGUCCGAGGAGGCGUGCCGCCGAGCCUACUCUGGAGCCAUCACAUCUGGCAUGGUCUGUGCUGGGGUUCUUGAAGGUGGAAAGGACUCCUGUCAGGGUGACUCUGGGGGACCCCUGGUGUGUGGAGGACAGCUCCAGGGCCUUGUGUCCUGGGGAAUGGAGCGAUGCGCCAUGCCUGGCUACCCGGGGGUCUAUGCGAACCUGUGCAAUUACCAAAACUGGAUCCAGAGGACAAUGCAGGGCAACUGACCAUCCAUUACUAUCCUCUUGCUGCCAGAUGUCCCUGUGCUCCACUGCCUCCUCCCUCAGACCCUGGAGUCCUCCUCAGCUCUCCUCCCUCAUACUUAAGACUCCAGUCCCCAACCUCCUCCCUCAGACCCAGGCCCCCAGGCCCAGCCCCCUCCCUCAGACCCAGGCCCCCAGACCCAGCCCUCCUCCCUCAGACCCAGGUCCCCAGGCCCAGCCCCCUCCCUCAGACCCAGGGCUCCAGUCCCCAGCCUCCUCCCUCAGACCCAGGAUCCUUGCCCUUACUCCAGGUUCCCCCUUACUUCCCAGGAUCUUGGCUCUGGAAUCUCUCAUAGCUUGUCACAGUUUGAGGCUCACUGGGUCAAGAAGCUAGAGUACAAAUACUCUGGGCCAGCAUCCACAUCCAGAGAAGGCUGCUUCCAAAACUCUUACUGUCUCUAAAACCCAAAUAAAUAAAAAACAAAAAUGGAAUCAUC
Molecule: messenger RNA, 1493 nt
Organism: Mesocricetus auratus (golden hamster)
Lineage: Eukaryota; Metazoa; Chordata; Mammalia; Rodentia; Cricetidae
Gene: Klk14
Product: kallikrein related peptidase 14
Exons: 5
Coding region: 268-1020 (250 amino acids)
Biological process (GO): proteolysis; seminal clot liquefaction; epidermis morphogenesis
Molecular function (GO): serine-type endopeptidase activity
Source: RefSeq, a predicted model, not a curated record